Molecule: messenger RNA, 660 nt
Organism: Suhomyces tanzawaensis NRRL Y-17324
Lineage: Eukaryota; Fungi; Ascomycota; Pichiomycetes; Serinales; Debaryomycetaceae
Exons: 1
Coding region: 1-660 (219 amino acids)
Source: RefSeq, a predicted model, not a curated record
AUGUACCUUCUUGAUAUUCUAAUCUGGACUGACAAUCAUUUGACUACGAUUUUAUCAUCUACUGCAUACACCUCCAACUUAAUAACCACUCCUAUCAGUAAGUUCAUUACUGAAGUUUUGAUCCUUGCAGUUGUUUCGGUCAUAAGUUAUGAAGUAAUAUAUUGGAGCGGAAUUUACCUCAAUCUUUGGGAAUAUCAUGCAAAAGACAUAUUCACUGAAGUACCAAUUCAUUGCGCCCAUAUCUACACGCGUGUGAACGUCGUGAAGAAGGAUGAUUUGGUACAAUUACGAGAAUACUAUGCUUUGAAACACAGUUCAAAAUUCAAUUUAUCUGCGUGGAACAAGCUGGAUAAUAUAGGAAGAGAAAUCUUCAAAUUGAAACAGUUUAUCAAGUACCACCUUGAAUUCAGCCCCGAAGAUUUUGAAAUGAAUGAUGACCCCGAAUAUGGAUCAAAUGUUGAACAUUUGAGGAACAGAAUUGCAGAGCUAGUUAACAACUCCGAUGUUCUUAAAAAAUAUCUUCCAAGCAAAGUAGAUCACAGAAGUGUCUUUAUUUUCAACAACUGCAAUGAUGAAGUGUCUACCAAAGAGAAUGCUCAAUAUUUAGUGAAGUGUCACAUUGAAACCGGCAAUGUGAUUGAUUGCAUUAUUGUUACAUAA